Molecule: messenger RNA, 1745 nt
Organism: Mercurialis annua (annual mercury)
Lineage: Eukaryota; Viridiplantae; Streptophyta; Magnoliopsida; Malpighiales; Euphorbiaceae
Product: tRNA threonylcarbamoyladenosine dehydratase 2
Exons: 11
Coding region: 141-1532 (463 amino acids)
Biological process (GO): cyclic threonylcarbamoyladenosine biosynthetic process
Cellular component (GO): plastid
Molecular function (GO): tRNA threonylcarbamoyladenosine dehydratase activity; ubiquitin-like modifier activating enzyme activity
Source: RefSeq, a predicted model, not a curated record
GUUUCCAAAAACCUUAAGGACCAAACAGCAAGAAGAAUAGUUUGUUACUUUGAUAAACCCCGCCUGAAUACUUUCUCAGGAAAACCCUUGUCACGACACUGUACGCGCAUAUUUGACAUACAUAGCGAAAGGCAGUAAAAAUGGAGGAGAAAGUAAAAUUGAUGGCAUUAGUAGGAGCUGGGGCUCUUCUGGGUUCUGCUUCUACCCUCUUUUUUCUCAAUCAUCUUCCCAGCAGAAGAAUCACUCCCCAAUGCAGUAGUAAAAUUGAUAUUUUAUAUGGUAAAGAAAUUGUAUCUGAACCGUCUUUGGGAAGCUGCAGGGUCGAUGGAGAUAGGAAUUGUGAAGUGACUGCUACGGACCUUUUAACAGAUGACAUAGUUGCAGAACAGUUGACCAGGAACAUUCAGUUCUUUGGUCAUGAGUCUCAGUGCAAGGUGACUGCAUCAUAUGUCGUAGUCAUUGGUCUUGGAGGUGUUGGGAGUCAUGCUGCAUCUAUGCUUCUUAGAUCAGGAAUUGGGAGACUCCUCCUCGUGGAUUUUGACCAGGUUUCUCUCUCAUCCUUAAAUCGGCAUGCUGUUGCGACACGAGCAGAUGUUGGUAUCUCUAAAGCUGAGUGCCUGAAGAAGCAUUUCUCAACAAUCUUCCCAGAAUGCCGUAUAGAAGCAAAAGUACUAUUAUAUGAUGCAUCAUCCGAAGAAGAAAUUCUUUCUGGCAACCCUGACUUUGUUUUGGACUGCAUUGAUAACAUUGACACAAAGGUUGCACUUCUUGCUGCAUGUGUGCGUAGAGGUUUAAAGGUCCUAUCUGCAACUGGAGCUGGUGCUAGAGCUGACCCAACAAGAAUACGUGUUGCUGAUUUGAGAGAGUCAACAAAUGAUCCAUUAUCUCGUUCGGUAAGACACCGCCUGAGGAAAGAGUAUGGCAUUGAUGGUGGCAUCCCUGUUGUAUUCUCUCUUGAAAAACCUAAAGUUAAAUUACUUCCGUUUAAGGGACCAAGUGGAGAAGAAGAUAAUCCUGCCGAUUAUCAGAUAGUCCCAGGCUUUAGGGUUCGUAUCAUACCUGUUCUUGGUACCAUCCCUGCGAUUUUUGGACAGGUCAUGGCCUCAUAUGUCUUGACACAACUAGCCGGAUUUCAAGUUCAAACCGAACCUGUGGUAAACUUUGAUUUGGAUCAUUACCGGGUGCUUCAUCAACGUCUUAUUGAGCAUGAAGAAUCACUAUAUGGGACAGCCGAGGAAGUCCAGGUAGACAUUGAAGAAGUAAAGUAUAUAGCGAAGGAGUUAUGGCAUGGACGAAGUGCUAGGGAAGAGUUUGCAAAAGAUGUUGGACGUGGAAUGUGGCGAUCUGUUAAUGAGUUAAUGCUUGUCAGGUGGGACAAGGCAAAGCCUGCUUCUGUGUCAAACUUAAUUCUUUUAAAAUUUCAAGAGGCAGAUGAACAUGAACCAAGAACACUCGAUGAAAUUAAGGAAAAUGAACCGGAAUUUUUUGAGAGGAUUGCAUCUGUUUUGAAACGCGCUGAGCUGGACUUCUAAUUUGUGAAUACCUAUGCUUGGUCCAUUACAAUUUUGAUGAAGAUGUGAUAGCUUCUCGACCGGUAGAGUAGAAUGAAGUUCUCAGCGUUUCAAUUUUGGUCCUUCGCUUAAUAUGGCAAAUGGCUUCUAUUUCAGGUAGAAGUUCAUACAUGGUAUGUAAUCAAAGUCGAUGUAACUUAUUGCCUACGGCUACAUAAAUUGGGAUUUAUUUGA